GCUGACUCAGCUCUGUAAGAGGCAGAAAAAUGAGUCCAAAUUUAUAUACAGAAGAACCCGCCUCCGGCGCCCGGAAUACCGAGGAUCCGGCAGCGUCGGACAGAUGCUCGGUGGAGGAGGUGGCGCUGGUGGUGCCGGAGACGGACGACCCGACCCUACCCGUCAUGACCUUCCGGGCAUGGGUCCUGGGCCUGGCCUCUUGCACGAUUUUGAUUUUUCUUAACACUUUCUUCAUCUACAGGACGCAGCCGCUGGCCAUUUCCGCCAUUCUCAUGCAGAUAGCGGUGCUUCCGAUCGGGAAGUUCAUGGCGGCGACCCUGCCGGAGAGAGAGUACACGGUGUUUGGGCGGUGGAGAUUUGGGCUCAACCCCGGCCCGUUUAAUGUGAAGGAGCACGUGAUUAUCACGGUCAUGGCUAAUUGUGGGGUGUCGAUUGGGGGUGGUGAUGCUUACUCUAUAGGGGCCAUUACAGUGAUGAAGGCUUAUUAUAAGCAGAGCUUGAGCUUCCUCUGUGCUCUAUUGAUUGUCUUGACAACACAGUUGGUGGGCUAUGGAUGGGCUGGGAUGUUGAGGAGAUACUUGGUGGAUCCAGUUGAGAUGUGGUGGCCUUCAAAUCUGGCUCAAGUUUCUCUCUUCAGGGCACUUCAUGAAAAGGAACACAAGGCUCAAGGCACGACAAGAAUGCGAUUUUUCCUCAUAUCCAUGACAGCAAGUUUUAUCUACUACUUAUUCCCUGGAUACCUAUUUCAGAUCUUGACCUUCUUUUCCUGGGUAUGUUGGGUUUGGCCCAACAGCAUCACGGCCCAGCAAAUCGGGUCCGGUUACCAUGGCCUCGGACUGGGUGCCUUCACCCUUGAUUGGGCCGGAAUCUCUGCUUAUCACGGCAGCCCAUUAGUCACCCCAUUUUCUUCCAUUCUGAAUGUCAUGGUUGGAUUUAUCAUGUUUAUAUACAUCAUAGUUCCGAUUUGUUACUGGAAGUUCAACACCUUUGACGCCCGGAAAUUUCCCAUUUUCUCGAAUCAACUUUUUACUUCCAGUGGGCAUAAGUAUGAUACCACCAAGAUUUUAACCCCACAAUAUGAUCUUAACAUUUCGGCUUAUGAAAGUUACAGCAAGCUGUAUCUUAGCCCGUUAUUCGCGCUCUCAAUUGGAUCAGGAUUCGCAAGAUUUACUGCCACAUUAACACAUGUUGCAUUGUUCAAUGGCAGAGAUAUAUGGAGGCAGAGCAAAUCUGCUCUGAAGAACGUGAAAUUAGACGUGCAUGCGAAGAUGAUGAAAAAUUACGAGCAAGUGCCCGAGUGGUGGUUUCUCAUUUUGUUGGCAGGCAGCAUAGCUUUAUCCCUUUUAUUGUCGUUUGUGUGGAAAGAAGACGUGCAGCUACCGUGGUGGGGAAUGCUCUUUGCAUUUGGUUUGGCUUGGAUUGUAACACUCCCAAUUGGGGUCAUUCAAGCUACUACCAAUCAGCAACCCGGAUACGACAUUAUUGCGCAGUUCAUAUUCGGAUUUAUCCUUCCCGGAAAGCCCAUCGCAAAUCUACUUUUCAAGAUUUAUGGUCGGAUAAGUACUAUUCACGCUCUUUCUUUCCUAGCCGAUCUUAAACUUGGGCACUACAUGAAAAUCCCACCUCGAAGCAUGUUCAUUGCUCAGCUUGUGGGGACAUUGGUUUCUGGCACGGUCAACCUAGGCGUGUCAUGGUGGUUGUUGGGAAGCAUAGACAACAUAUGUGAUGUGGACGCAUUGCAUCCUGAAAGCCCAUGGACUUGUCCUAAAUUCCGAGUCACGUUUGAUGCUUCAGUCAUUUGGGGCCUAAUUGGGCCCGAGAGACUAUUCGGGCCUGGUGGAAUGUACCGUAACUUGGUGUGGCUAUUCCUUAUAGGGGCAGUCUUGCCGAUUCCGGUUUGGAUUCUGAGUAAAAUCUUCCCUCACAAAAAAUGGAUUCCUCUGAUCAAUAUUCCGGUCAUCUCCUACGGUUUUGCGGGCAUGCCACCGGCUACCCCUACGAACAUUGCCAGCUGGAUCAUAACCGGGACUCUGUUCAACUAUUUCGUGUUCAAGUAUCGGAAAAAUUGGUGGCAAAGGUAUAAUUAUGUUUUAUCGGCCGCAUUAGAUGCUGGGACGGCUUUUAUGGGUGUUGUGCUGUUUUUUGCCCUGCAAAAUGAGGGCAAAAAUGUAAAAUGGUGGGGUUCGGAGCCGGACCAUUGUCCUCUAGCUUCUUGCCCGACUGCACCUGGGAUUGUUGUUAAAGGGUGUCCGGUUUUCAGGUGAAGAUGGAUAUAGUUUGUGUUUGGAAAGAUUAAUUAUUUGGUUGUCAUUAUAUAGCAAAAUUGGAGAUUAUUAUGAAGCUGUAACAUCUUUAGUUUCAAUACUUUGACAUUAAAAUAGACUGCAUUUUCACAUUCACUCGUUUACUUUAGUUAUUUAUUAUCUGUUGUAUGUAUACAUUUCGUUUUCAUGUCGGACUAUUAUACUAUAUAUUUACAUUAUUAUGGACACGCAAACAUGUCCACCCAACACAUAGCAAGCCCAUUUAGCUAGCUAGUGAUCAAAUCAAUAAACUCCACACAAUCAAUUCUCCCUUUAAUUUUUAUUUUUAAUAAUUUCAUGUAUGCUUGUGAGGCAUCAAAUGUAUGUUGUUGGUCGUGUAACUACGGAUGCCAUCAGUGUUUGAGGUUAGUUGUAUCGGAUUAUGUUUUCGGACCAAACGACACGAACUAGAUUUUGGGAGAUGAACGACUUUGAUGUGGCAUAUUUUCUCCAAGUUCGGGAUUGCAUGGAGACGUGAAGGUAGAUCGAUUAGGAAGUUUCCAGAACUAUCCGUGUCAGUUUUCGCCCAUGUUUUCUUCCUUUUCGAUCUAGAACCGCACAAAACAGCUACUCUUGCACCUGCAAUUAAUAGGAAUCUGUUUUCUCUCCCGCACCACCACCACUGCAGAGAAUUUUGCCGCCAAUCACGACCGUCGAGAGCUUUUCUUCCCCGUAACCGGCCCACUGCACCAUCUCAUCCCUCCCAGAAGAAAAUAUAUCCGCCAAAAAAUCCGAUUCCUGAGCGGCCAUGGCCGACCACUCCAUGGAAACGAGAACGAUAAACACGAAUAAGAACAUCAUGCUCUUGGCAAAAUUGUUUUGUCCAAGAAAGCAGCCCAUAAUAUUUGUGUUGUUGAGCAAUUUGUUUUUCGCUAGUUUAAUUUAAUUUUAUCAUACCACCU
This is a messenger RNA of Striga asiatica, 3205 nucleotides long. The record is from the annotation of a GenBank genome assembly. NCBI's taxonomy places the organism in Eukaryota, Viridiplantae, Streptophyta, Magnoliopsida, Lamiales, Orobanchaceae.